Molecule: messenger RNA, 1689 nt
Organism: Symbiodinium pilosum
Lineage: Eukaryota; Dinophyceae; Suessiales; Symbiodiniaceae
Source: the annotation of a GenBank genome assembly
AUGUCCAACUGCAGAGAUCCGGUGGCCAUAGUGAAGUCGCGAGCAUGGAAUGGACACUUGAAGGCCCACAUUGAGUGGAUGGAGGCACGCAGAGAUGUGUCCGCCCAGCAGCUGGUCGACGACUUUGUCGCUGCCAACGCAAGAUGGAUCAAUCAGGAAGCCGAAGAGCUCCUGGCAUCGUUGGAGCCAGAUCUCCUGUGGAAAGUUAUUGAUUACGGAUCGAUGCAGUUCUGUCGAGACCCGAAGGCCAUUAUCAAGAUUAGGAUUAAAGAUGCGGAGCGGGGCAAGGUGCGGGCUUGGAAACACAAGGGGAAUUUGUUGUGGCUGCUACACACUUUCCGUGACAUACUGCCACGCGCUUGCGAGGGUGGGAAGAGCGGCAAGAAGGGCAGCAAAUUCAGCGGACGAACUGAACCAAAGUGGAGGUCGAAAGAGAAGAACGGGCGGGGAUCGUCUUGUGGCCACCUGUCUUUGCCCCUUCAAAGCUGCCCCAAGGACACAGCAGACGAAAAGAAAGGGUCGGGUGAUGAGCACCAGCGAGCUGUCGAAGAGGGUCGUUGCCUCUUCGUCGUUGGUGUCCCUCCCCUCUGGAGCAUCAGUCAGAUCGAAGACUUUUUCCACUAUCAUGGCAACAUCGAAUCUGUGUAUUUGCGCGAAGCUGAGUUGAUCGACCAACUACCUGCAACCGGAUGUCACAGGGCACAGCACUUGCUCAAGUUGCAGAAAGGCACGAACAGGAGGUCAGCAUAUGUCUAUUUUGACACGCCAGAGGGUGCCACCAACGCCGCACUGGUGUGUGACAGGCUUGAGGUGGAGCACCGGGAGGAGAAGCAUUACCUCUGCUGCAGCAUCAAGCACAAGGCAGGCUCCAAGACUUACACGCGAAGACUAAGCCAAGGGCUGCGCGGCGAGGUUGACUUUAAGCAAGCUCAAGAAGAAGCUCGAACAGUCUUUCUCUCCAAGCUUCCUGGAAAUACCUCCCAAGACCAGAUACAGGAGCUGACUGAGAACCAUGGGGUUGUGGAGGCUAUUCAUAUACUUCCAGCCAGCAACUACAGCACCAUUGCUUGUUUCGUGACAAUGGAGAGCCCGGGAGAAGCGGCCUUCAUGAUCAGAGCAUUGAACAAUGCAGAGGCAUUUGGCACAACUAUCAAUGCCAGCCUGGCGGUGGAGAAGAACGAGAAAAGGAAAAAGCUACAUCCAGAAGACGAGUGGAUUCAGUGGUACCCGCUAGAGAUUCGUAACUUCCCGCACUGGACCGUGGUGGAUGAUAUCAAGGCCACGAUUUCGACAGUUGGGCCGGCUUCGCAGCGGGUGCGUAUAAUGCAUUACGACCCUGCUCCGAGCUUGAGUGUGGCCAGAGCAUACUUCAGGGAGGAGGCAGACAGAGAUGAGGUUUUGAAGGCUCUGGCAGGCUACGAAUUCUCCCCGGGCUAUGCGUUGAUGGUCAUGGCUCUUCCAAGGACCACCGGAACUGCUCGCGGCACGAUUUCGCAUCACACUCCACAGCCGCAGCCACCAACCUUCAACAAUGCUGCCAUGACGAUGAACAGGCCUAUGAUGCCAAUGCUCAACAUUCCAACCAGGCCAGCAACGCCGAUACUCAACAUACCAGGAGCUGGACUUCGAGUUGAAAACACCUCGCCUUUGCCGGCUGCCUUCACACUCGGAUUCUUGCCCAUCGGCUAA